Molecule: messenger RNA, 6096 nt
Organism: Macrobrachium nipponense
Lineage: Eukaryota; Metazoa; Arthropoda; Malacostraca; Decapoda; Palaemonidae
Gene: swm
Product: RNA-binding protein 26-like
Cellular component (GO): nucleus
Molecular function (GO): metal ion binding; RNA binding
Source: RefSeq, a predicted model, not a curated record
UGCUAGAUUAGAGUAAUGAAUUGUAUACAUAUAGUGUUUCUAACAGACUUCUUGUUAUGGAACAGGUGUGAUGCUGAUCCAGAGGCUCUAGCAAAGUACUGCCUAGCAUUGGUCCGCAAAGACCGUGUGCUUGCUGAGCUUAGAGCAAGCAUGAUUGAACAACUUGAUGUGUUUCUUCAGUCAAAUACGAAGUCUUUUGUGGAUAAGUUCUUACAAGUAACGACGUCUCGGUCUUACAUACCUAAAGGCUCGGCUCCAACUGCUUCCUCAUCUAGUUCUUUCACACCUGAAUCAUUGUCAUCAAGUACAAACAAUACUGGUGAUAAUGGACCACCACCAUUACCUCCAAUGCCUGUGACAAAGCAGGCUUGUGGAAAUUCACCAGAUUCAACUACUCCACCAAAUGCUGUCCCUUUACCUGCAACGUCUGGGUCUUGUAUCAUAAUGCAUCCCACACCACCACCUCUGCCACCAAGUUCAACUAUUGUUCCUCCACCUCCACCACCUCCUGAGUCUGCUCCACCACCGCCAAUUCCGGCCUCUGUGAUAGUUCGUAAAGAAGAGGUGUCUUCCUCUCAGCGAUCAAGAAAAUCUGACUCGGAUCGAGACCGGGAUGAAAGAAGGGGUCGACGUAGGUCUCCAUCCCGGGGAAGGUCUAGGUCAAAAUCUCGAUCAAGAUCACGAAGUAGGGAUAGGUUGAGAAGGUCAAGAUCCAGAGGACGUGCCGGCCGUAGCAGAUAUGAAGACAGAAGACGUAGAUCACCGCCAAAUAAAAGAUGAGAAGCGUGAUAGUCCUUUGCAUAAUUCUCCAUCCACUGAUGUGAGGGUUGAACCACGGUCUGAAAGUAAUACGGUCAUUCAAAGUGUUGUUGCUAAACAUCCUGACUUUCAGACUCCUGUUUCUGCAAAGAAGCAAAGAUGUAGAGAUUAUGAUGAAAAAGGUUAUUGUAUGCGGAGGUGAUAUAACUUGUGUCCAUAUGACCAUGGCUCUGACCCAGUAGUACUUGAGGGAAUUGGAGGAGUGAUGGAUUUUCCACCACCUCCUGUGCCUGGUGGAGGUCUUGGCUCUACAGGAUAUUCUCCAGCCUCUGAUGCAUCUCAGGGAGUGCCGAAUCCUAGACAGCCACCCAUGCGACACAUGCAGUACGGUGAAUAUACACCUCGUGAUCCUAGUUUAUGGGGUGGUCAGCCAAGUAGUUCAGGUGGACCCUACUACACUGGAGGACAAGGAAGGGGUGCUGGUUCUGUAGGUUUAAGAUUCAGUGCCCCACCACCUCCCAUACCCACUGGAUCUGCCAGAGAACUAAUCAGUGUUCCAGUUAAUAAUGGGAGCCUUAUAGAGACUAGUGUUCGCCCCUCCCUGGCUAAAAGAUUGGGACCUGCAGUACCUUCAUCACAUGUACCAUCCUCUAUGUCAGUACGACCUGAAAUUGACAAUUGCACUCUAGAAUUGAGGAAGAUUCCUCCUGGCUUAAACACCAUCUCUCACCUGAAUGACCAUUUUGCUAAAUUUGGUACAAUUGUUAAUAUUCAGGUACAUUAUGAAAAUGACCCAGAGUCGGCCUUAGUUACAUUUACAAGCCACUCUGAAGCCAAUGCAGCAUAUAGAAGUACAGAAGCAGUUCUCAACAACAGAUUCAUAAGACUGUAUUGGCACAAUUCACAGAGCAAAGGCGAUCGUCAAGGGUCUUACUCCACUUUUACAGGAAGACCAUCUCAUGAUAAAAUGACCAUUCGUCAUCCUAAUAAAACAUUAAACAAUAUUGUCGAUCCUGAAGAUAAGACUGAGAAGGUCAUACUAUCUGGUGGAAGUCUAGUCAAAACUGUCUACAAUACACAUGCCCUCCAUUCAGCUGUUGCUGCCAAUGCAAGCACAGUCUCCCCUACAGUAAAAUCUGUCACAUCUAGUACUCAAGUAACAUCAAUCUCUUCUGCUCUUGCCACUACUCAGAGCCCUGCAUUAUCAGCUGCAGACACUAAGAAGCAGGAAAUUGAUGCCAUUCUCAAACAAAGGGAACUCCUGGCUGCUGAGGUCGCUGCAAAGCAGAAAGUUGAGAAACAGAAAGCAGAGGCAUUGAAGCUUAAAUCUGAGGUUGAACAGAGAAAGAAGCAACUUAUUGAUAAACAAGUUCAGCAGAUGAAGGUUUUGGUUAAUAAACUGGAUACCAACAAAUCUACCAUGUCUGUGGCAGAAAAAAAGCUGCUAAUGGAGACCAUCAAGUCUCUUCAAGGUGCAGUAGAAACUACCCGGUCACAGAUAGUAGGUAGUGACUUGCCCAAAACAAAGACUCAGGUUGACCGAGAGGUUCUUGACACCGAAUUGGAACUUUAUUCCGUUCAAGCUGAGGGAGGCGACAUUACCAGGCUCCGAAAUCGUCUCAAUCAGUUGAAGGCACAGCAGAAGGCAGUCGGAUUUCCUUCUCGUACAAGGGCUAGUCCCUAUAGUUUAGGAAGGGGUGUUUACAGUGGAACACGUGGUCGUGGAAUGACUGUGGUUAGGGGGGCUGCUGUCAGAGGAAGAGGUAGAGGUAGGGGAACAAGAGGAUUUGGUUACUACUCCUCUUCAGUUGACAGAAGGACAACCAAAAUACAUGCUUCUGGCUUUGAACGAGAAGAUAAAGAGGAGGUUCUUGCUCACUUUUCUAGCUUGGGAUCAGUGACUAACUAUGUGUGGGAUGACCAGACCCCAGCAGUAACAAUCCAAUAUUCUGCUAGAAGAGAAGCUGAGAAGGCAAUGGUUGAGGGCAGAACGUUAGGAGACCGUCUGUUGACGUUGACCUGGUCCUUUGAAGCUGCCCUCCCACCUCGUACACAGGCCACUGCAACUGGGGUAAUAGGAAAUAAGCAUGUGUCCACUCACACCUUUACCAGUGUUACCCCUCACUCUACUACCCCCUUACUCUCUCCAGAAGAUACUUUGGAGGAAAUCACAGAGGAAAUUGUAGAAGAAGUGGAGGCAGAGGAGGGAGAAACACAAAACAUGUUUGAAGAGGAAGAAGAAGAAGUUGAAGAUGACGAGGAAGAAGUUAGGUCAUGGAGAAGGUAGAAUUGGUACAAUUUGAUGUUAUUACAAAAUAAAUUUAAUCCCUAUUCUAUGUGAUUGAUGUGUUAAAACUUUAUUGAUAAAUUAUUUUAGACAAAUCUGAGAGGCGUAGUAUAAAAAGGAUGGUAUGACCUGUAAGAGUUUAAUAUUGUUAAUGAUAAUGUAUUAGCUGCAGAUGUAUAUUUGAAUAUAGUAUCUUAAUUGUUUUACUUGCGUGCCAGACCCCACACAUAUUGGUGUAAUUUUCUUUUUAGGAUUACUAUAUGUACAUGAAUUCUAUUCUGUUGUACAAUCUUGGAAACAUGUACAGUACACAUACUUGAAGGAGUAUCACACUCGAAAAGAUCCUUGUAAAAGUUGAUGCAAGCCUUAAAAAGGAGCAUUCUGGUUUAAGGACACUGUAUGCUGCACAUCUAGUUUUUCAGUUUUGAAGAAUGGUCAUGAACAGUAGAAAUCCUCAAUCUUGAACUCCUUUUGAAAGGAACUCUGUGAUUAGUAAUCUUAAAUGGGAAAAAAUAUUUUCUCAUAAAUGGAAAAGAAAAUUUAUGCUAUCAGUUGCUGCAAUAAUACUGAACUAGCUAAUUAUGCUAUUUUCCAUAUUUGCGUGCACUGCAAAAAUAAUACUCGGUUAACAAUUGGAUUUUGAAUAAAAAAUCUACCUGACCUAGUACCUUUGUUCAGAAUAUAAGUUAGUGUUAACAGUUGAGCGUAUGUUAGUAAAUGUCUGUACCGUACCAACAGUGAAUAUCAAUUAUGGAAAUCAGUUAAGAAAUUUCAGUCAGAAUCUUAAUCAUUAAGAAGAAACCAGUCAAGAACUUCACCUUUGUGGUAUGAAUACUUAAUUCAAAAUAAUUGUAUUGAGUAUUUUAAAGCUUCAAGUCAAUAAGUUAGGUACAAUGUUUUAAACCUAUAGUAGCCUUGGUUCAAGUUAUACAAAAUGUUCGGUAGUGUAAUUUAUGGAUGUUUUUGUCCUGUCAUUGAAUCCCUGAGGCAUUCUCUAUUGUAUUUUAAUAAAUGGGGAAUGUCAGUUAGACAGAAGACCUUUAAAAGAAUAGCAGCUUCUUAUUAAUUUGUAGAAACUCCUAUCGGGCUCAGGACCGCCCAGAAUAUAAAUAUAGCACAGCUCUAAUUUAAAUUAUUCUGGUCAAGGUUCUUAGCACGUUAGAAAGACAAAAUUUACCUAUCACAAAUCAGGUUUCAGAGGAAGAUGGAAGUGAUUUAAAUCUGUAAGUCUUGUAUCAUUUCAAACACCAUCCAGAGGUUACAGCAGUGUCUUAAAAAAUGUUAAUGUACUGCACUACAGAAACAGCAUUAUUUUUAAUGCACAAUAACUAUCCCAUGUUGAACAGUUAAUGUUCUUUAGGUAUUUAGAGAGGAAUCUUUGUUUCCGUUUAGCAAAAAUGGAAACUUUCCAGAAUUGCCAGGAGAAGAAUACUGAAUGUUUGAAAUUUUAUUUUUAAAUCAUACCAUUGUAAUGCCUCACAACAUUACUGGAUCUUGAAAAGGAAAAAUUUUCUUAUAUCUUUCAGGAGUAAAGUGAUAAUGAGACUUAAUAGUGUGAGAUAAUUUAAUUGUUCAUUAGUGUGUCAGAUUAUGUACCUUAAACAAUGUGUUUUAUGUACUGUUUUGUAUUUGUUUUUCUGCAACUGUAAGUAGCUAAAAUACUCGCCUAUUGAAUGGUUUCCUCUGUGGCAGUCUUAUCUACAGUUUGAAAACAUUUAUUUUUACACUAUUAUCUCUGAAGUAGCUAGUCGAGAUGUAGAUAAGAGCUUUUUAUAAGGUGCAUUAUGCGUGACUUAGCAUUGCACUUUACAAAUCUGAAACAGUAAUACUGGAAUAUCAUUCCUUAAUCUUUCUUGUAUUAAGAGCUUGGCUCUUUGCGGGCUUUUCAAGGGUGCUAUCCAUUUACAACUCUUAAAUGAUGGAACUGCUUUUGAUUUAGAAAGGCUGUAGUCAAAUUUUAUAAUUGUUCCUGUUUAAGAAAAUUUUUAACGUAUUCUUGCUUACGUGAAAUGUAUAAAAGAUAGAUUCAUAGGCAAAUAAAAAUUAUGACAAGAAUGUGCUAUGCACAAAAGAAUGUUGGUUAACCUAUGGUUAUUUGAUAGCCUUGGUACCUGUAAUUGUACUUUGAACAAAAAAAUAUAUCACAUGCUUUAAUGCAAAAUAGCAAAGUAACUUGGAAACAAGAUCUUAAAUUUGCAUUGAGAGUUUUUUUCAUUGAAGGUUAAAGCCAAUGUUAGUGUUGACAGUCUUAAGUAACAGUUAUAUUCAGAUUUUUUAAAAGAAAAUCAUGAAGAUGUCAAGGGCUGUUGUCUUCAGUCCAAUUAAGUAAGACUUUAAAAAAUGAAAACACAAGUUAUGAAUAUCUGUAGAUUAUAAAUUUCGUCAGGGUAUAAAUCUGAUUAAAAUGAACUCUCUUGACAAAAUGCAUAGUACGUACAUAUAUUUUUUUCAUUACACAAAUACUUCACCUCAGUGUACUGAUUUUGCAUGGAACAACUUCACUUGUGUUAAUUGACUUAAUAUAGCUGUUACUCUGUACCAACAUGUAAAUAAUUUUGCAUUGUCAGUAACAAAACAGUUCCAUCAUGAAAGGUACGUUUAUGCAAAGUGGUUGGGACAAAAUGAUGUUAUAUUUUAGUUUGCUCAUCAUCCUUAUUGUUCAAGUCAUAACAGUUUUUAUAUAUAUACUGUAUUCCAGUAGCAGAGACCUAUUGUAUUAUGUUUGUUGGUUUAGUUAGAUUCUAAAGAUAGAAUUUACAUUUGUAUUAGGUUCACAGAUAUGUCCAUUUGAUAUAUUGAUAUUGUAUGAUGUACACCAUUGUAUAUAUUAUGCUGUUUGUAUUAAUGAAAUAUGAUUAAAAAAAUUUUAUGGACCAUAAAAAAGAUAGAAGAUAUAUGUGCAUGUAAAAAUAUAUUUUUCAACAUGCAAAGGUAAGGUCCUAAUUAAAAGAUGUGGUUCUUGGCUUUUAAACUUAGAAAAAAAAAGAUUACAGAAAAAAAGAUUAUCCCCUAAAUGUUAAGCAAACAAUAAAAAUGAACCACCACCAAAA